This is a messenger RNA of Adineta steineri, 1575 nucleotides long. The record is from the annotation of a GenBank genome assembly. NCBI's taxonomy places the organism in Eukaryota, Metazoa, Rotifera, Eurotatoria, Adinetida, Adinetidae.
AUGUUUCCAGACUCUGGCACUCCUAAUGAAUCAGAAUAUAUCUGGGGUUUUAAUGAUACAGGUGGUUUUCCUUAUGGUUCACUAGAGCAAACAAACUAUCAUAAAUAUGUAUUUUUUGCUGUAUGUUCAGCAUUACUUGGUCUACCGUCGAAUAUACUUUUAUUAGUUAUUUUAAUGCGAAUUGGCCUAUUUAGUAAACGUCAACAUAGUUCAUCACGUCCUCAAUAUGUAAUAAUGAAACCGACAGGUUCAUUUGAAAGAUUCUUAUUUGAAGUUGUUUUUAUUGAUACACUUUUAAUAAUUUAUCAUUUUAUUGAUAAUUUUCUAAGUUAUAUACAUGGUGAACGAUCAGCUGGUCAACAUUAUCUUAUACAUGUAUCUGAUUUUUGUUGUAAAUUUUUUACUUAUAUUGCAAAAAUGAGUGUUCUUUUAACAACAUGGUUAUUAUUAUUUUUACUUAUUAAUCAACUUAUACUUUCAUUAGAACAUAAUAAUAAUCAAAAUUCAUGUUGGGAUCGUGGUUUAUAUUAUGUUAAUGCAAAAUAUUCAACUGUUUUUCUUAUAUUUAUUUUCAGUGUUUAUAAUAUUUAUCCAAUUGAAGUACUCAAGUAUCAAAAAAAAGAAGAUUUACAAGAUUAUCAGCAAGAGGAUCUUUCUGGUGUAUGUUCUACUGCGUUAGAAGGAAUAAGUAGAAGGUUGUUAAAUGCAUCAAAUUAUGGUUAUAACAUAUUGGGUGUUGCUAUUCCUUGUGUAAUAAUAUUUGUUAUAUCAAUGAUAAUUAUUUUUCGAACAUGUCGAAAUUCGAAUCAUUCCGAUAAAGAGAGUACUUCAUUUUAUUAUAUAGCUGGAACAAUUGGAAUUUUACAUUCGUUAUUUAUUUUACCAGCACGUUUUAGUGAUAUUUUAUUAUUGUCUUUAUCACCAUAUGCACCAUUUUUUACACAUUUAAUUAAAUUUAAUCAUGAAGCAUCAUCUAUUAUAUCAUUAUCAUAUGGAUAUAAAUUUUUUGUAUGUAUAUUAAUAAGUCGACGUUUUCGACGACAUGCCAAAAGUGUUGUAUGUUUUUUGAUUGAAAAUAAAUAUGAAGAUCGUCAUACAACCGAAUUUUAUAAUUCAACAACAAAUGAUUGGCAAAAUUUUUCAAAAAGAAGAAGUUAUAAAAAACGUCAUCGUCAUCAUAGAAAUGAUUCUUAUUUAACUAAAAUAUUGGCUAGUAAAUCAGUAUCAAAGAAAUUCUCACCAACAUAUAUUAAUAAAGACGAUUUUCAACGAUUUAUUACAUCGGAAAGUACAGCCUGGAUUCGACCAUAUUUUACUCAAUAUGAAAAACGUCAUAUAUUAAGACCUUGUGGUCUUGCAGCUAGUUGCCAUCAGAUAUCUACAAUAUUUCCUUCCUCAUCCCCUGUUCCUAUUAUAUCACAAGAACAAGAUCCUCCAAGUGAAAUAGAUUCUCCAUCAUCACAAAAUACAACAAAUUCAUCAUCAGCAUGUAUUAUUAAUGUCAUGUUACCGAAUGGUGAAUAUAUACAUAUACCACUACCGCAAAAGCGUGCAUCAACAAUUCGAUCUUCUUAA